AUGCAGGACGUGGGCCAGCUGAGAAGUUGGGAUUACACUUUGAAGCCUGAAACAAUCCUGUCUUUGAGUACAUGUUUGCUCUGGGAAGUAGGAGUUUGGUGCUGUGGUGUUUUCUGUGGUCACGCACAUGAAGAGGAUGGCAUCCAGCCAAGCAUCACUUCUAUAUCUGUCCUGCAGCUCUUUUUUCAUUUUUUGUACACCUUGGAGACACAUUUUCUGCUAAACCUAUCCCUUUGUCCUGCUGAUCAGCUCAGGGAUUCCCAUGUUUUACCUGUACAGAAUGUAUCGAUACAGGAGCUUCAGGCUCAGCUUGAGCAGGAGACAAGACUUCACCGAGAGGAGCAAGAAAAGUUUACAGAAAGGAUCAUCCAGCUGGAGGAGGAGCAUAUGCAGACCCUGCGCAGAAAAGACUUGGAAGUGCAGAGCUUGACUUUGCAGAACAAGCUGGAAGAGAAGACCUGGAGUCAAGAGAAAAAUCUGCUGCAGCAGGAACUCAGGCAUUUCAAGCAGGACACCUUUCUCCUGUAUGUCAAACUGAAGUGGCUGCUGAAACACUGGCGGCAAGGCAAGCGAAUGGAGGAGGAAGGGGAAGACACAUUAGAGAUUGAGCACCCUGAGUCCCUCCCAGACUUUGGCAUUCAGCCUGAGCAGAAGGCAAACGAUGCAGAGCGAGAGGAGGAGGAAGAGGAUGUUGUGUUUGCACUGGCAGAUUUUCCCAAUCCCACCACGGAGAGCACUGAUCAUGGACCACAGCUGCAGACUGCAGAAUUACUGCAGCAGCAGAAGCAGGCAAGUGAGAACCGUAAACUCCUGAACGCUCUGAAGGGUUUGCUGGAUGACUUCCGCUCGGAGCUGCGGGACGAGGAGCGGGAGCGCCAGGGGCUCCAGCAGCAGUAUGCCCUGCACAAGGCAGCCUGGGAGGUGGAAGUCACUGAGCUCAAGUGUCGCCUCGAACAGCUGGAAGGGAAGAGUGAUAACACCUCCGGAGAAACAGGUCUCAGUUUGGAUGCAAAGGGAGCUUUUAAAAGGGAAAGAGAGGAGCACAAGAAGCUUCUGGCUGACAGUCACAGUGUGGUGAUGGACCUGCGCUGGCAAAUCCAGCACAGUGAGAAGAACUGGAACCGGGAAAAGGUGGAGCUCUUGGACAGGCUCGAUAGAGACCGGCAAGAGUGGGACCGCCAAAAGAAGGAGCUGCUCAGGCGGAUAGAGCAGCUUCAGAAAGAAGCGAGCCCACGGAGAGGAAAUGGUUUGCUGUGCGACCAGAACGAGAGCGGCCAUCGGCCGUUCGCGCCCCAGGGGAAUCUCCGUGUGCCUCGGUCCAUGGGGUCCAGGUCCUACUCUGACUCCGACACCAUCCAGUUUGACGAGCGGGCGCUGUCCAAGCUGAAGGAGAGUGACCGGUGCAGCGCCACGGAAAACCUCUUUCUGGAAUCACUGUCCCUCGACUCCCCCGACGAACCCGAUGAGCAUCGCUCUCGGCAGCUGGAGCGGGAGAAAUUCUUGACUGGACUAACAGAAGAGGAAGAAACACACAAAGGAAAUCUUCAAAGGGCAAUGUCUGUUUCUUCCAUGUCCGAAUUUCAGCGCCUCAUGGAUAUAUCUCCAUUUCUACCAGAAAAAAAUUUGCCUUCAACUGGCAGCAAAGAUGAUAUAACCCCUCCCUUGUCUCCUGAUGAUCUGAAAUACAUUGAGGAGUUCAACAAAAACUGGGAUUACAAUAACACUAGGAGCCAUGGUGGGGCAACUGAGAAGCCUGCAGAGGGCUGGGCAGAAAGGACAGAGAUUGGAAAAGCUGGGAAUGAUCCUUCAGAUCCAUUCCAGGCAUCCUCAUGGUACCUCACCACCAGUGUCACUAUGACCACCAACACCAUGACCAGCCCGGAGCACUGCCAGAAGCAGCCAACGAGGAGUCACAGUGUAACUGACAAAAUGGGAGUUCGGGUGUUUCACAGCCCACCGGUUGUCCGUAGGUUUGAUAACUCAGUGAUAGCUGGCAGUGAAGGGAAAAGCCAGGCUGAGCCAGACUUCCUGUUUUCUGUGACCAAAGCGAUGGGGAACGUCACUGAGACAAAAGGUGCUUCCUCAGACAUGUUUGGAAGGUGGUCUUGCGACCUGGCCAAACAUCAUAAAGAUUUUCUGGAGAAUGGUCUUCAUCCCAUUGAACGUCCUAUUUGCACUACAGUGGGCUUUGCCUCACCCUUGCACAGCUUGGAGAUGUCCAAGAACAUGAGUGAUGACAUGAAGGAGGUGGCUUUCUCUGUGCGGAACGCAAUACGCUCCAACUCCACAGAGCCCCAGUUCAAGGACACAGCGUGCCAAACCAACGGCAUGAGAACGACCGGGACACAGACCACCCAGACCAUCAGCGUCGGCCUGCAGACAGAAACCCUGCGCAGUAUCACCAGCAGUCCACACAAGUGUCUGACACCAAAGGGGGGGUCCACGCCUGUCUCUUCGCCAUCCAGAAGCCUAAGAAGUAGGCAGGUGACCCCCGUCAUUGAAAAGGUCCAGGCUAAGUUUGAACGCACAUGCUGCUCCCCCAAAUACGGCUCUCCAAAGCUGCAAAGAAAAGUCCUUCCCAAAUCAGACCAGCCAAAUAACCGGACUUUGCCCGGCACACCUCAGAAAGGAUUCAGUGAGUCUGCUUGGGCUCGAUCAACUACCACACGGGAGAGUCCUGUCCACACCACUAUCAACGAUGGCCUGUCCAGUUUAUUCAACAUCAUUGACCAUAGCCCCAUCUUUCAUGAGACCUUCCAAAAAUGCCCCAGAUCUGGCAACCGGUCCAGGUCAGCAGAACCCAGACCAGAGCUGGGCACGUUGCAGGAGCCAUGUACAAAUGCCCGUGGCAGAUCACCCAGUCCUCUCCGGCUGGGGACAGAGACACAAAAGGAAGAAGGAGCUGAGGUGACAAGUAUUAGGCAGGACUUAUCUGCUCCUCCAGGGUACACACUCGCAGAAAAUGCUGCCAGGAUCUUGAAUAAGAAACUUUUGGAGCAUGCCUUAAAGGAAGAGAGAAGGCUAUCUUCACACAGCCCACCAAAUCUUAGCAAUGACAACAGCACAGGAGAAAUUGUCAAAGUAGAUCCAGGGUCCAUAGAGGAACUGCCUUGUUCUGCACUAGCCCCGUCCCUCCAACCCUGCUUCUCCCGGCCAGAGAGACCAGCGAAGCGGCGCCCACCGUCACGAUGGGCCUCACAUUCCCCUACUGCCUCACAGUCACAGUCCACCGGAGACCUGACGUCCUCAGAGGAGCGAGGAAGCAAGGAGGUGCUGGCAGAGACCCCCAGCCAGGGAGGCGAGCCGGCCUGACCCUGCACGGGAGCAGGGCGGGCCACCACUCGCCUCCGCCAGGUCGCCCGCCAGCCGUCUCUGCCACCAAGGAGAGAGGUCCGCUUGGAGAGGUCAAAGAAUGUUCUCAGACACAGCUGCUGAAUGUCCGACCUGCGAAACAGAGGUGUUUCUAGAAUGAAACAGUUAAUGUGCCUGUAAUAACUUAAUUUUUUUCAUAGCUGAGAAAACUAUUUUUGUCUCCAUCUUUUCUACAUACAGUAUAUUAACAAAAACGAACAAAAAAAUAAAAGGGUUAAAAUGAUAUAAAGUAAGAUUUAAAGUAAAAUGUAAAUUAAGUUUUAAGGGAAUUUGAAUACGUGCUCGCGCUCUCUCCAAAUACUGACUGCCUUUUGGUUAUAUUUGCACUGUUACGUUUUCAGUUUUGGUUUUGGGUAUUUUGGGUUGUGUUUUUUUUUAAAUUUCAUGUAAAACUAGGGUCUUAAGUUAAUUUUAUUCUAUUUUAAUGUCAGUGUUAUCGGUUUUUAAAGGUAAGGUUCUUAAAGAUGCUUCAACUGUCUGAAGCGAUACCUUUUAAGUAGUGAAGAAAGCCAUUAAGCUCGUUCACUAGACUUGUAAUUAAUUGAGAUGGAGGGGAAUACAGGUAAACACAAGUAAAUGUGUAAAAAAAAAAAAAAAGAAAAGAAUGCCUCAGAAAGUCUUACAGAGUUAGCUGUAAAAUACACCUACAAUACUUGACUUGCAUGCCUCUGGGUCCUCGCACUUUAGUGCAUGUACAUACUGCUACUGUACCAUCACAUAAAUGUGAGUCAAUCUGUUUCACUGUAAUAUUGUUGUGAAUUUACCUGUACUGUACUUUUAUUGUUGGUAUUCUUGCAUUGACUAUACAAAAAAAGAGUUUUUAAAUUAUUGUUAGCAGUUCAACUGGCUAUGUACAGCGUUUACUGAGAACUUCCUUCGUUUUGGAAAAACCAUGGAAAUCUCUGGGCAUACUAAAUUGUAACUGGUCUUGUUUAAGAGUCUGUUGGAGACCAUGUGAAGUGGAAAUAAAACCCUCAGUAUUUACAA
Catharus ustulatus (Swainson's thrush) is the source of this 4359-nucleotide messenger RNA. RefSeq names its product microtubule cross-linking factor 1-like. NCBI's taxonomy places the organism in Eukaryota, Metazoa, Chordata, Aves, Passeriformes, Turdidae. The record is from RefSeq and is a predicted model, not a curated record. Gene Ontology annotation, molecular function: microtubule binding. Gene Ontology annotation, cellular component: spindle pole; apicolateral plasma membrane; microtubule bundle. Gene Ontology annotation, biological process: establishment or maintenance of epithelial cell apical/basal polarity; microtubule bundle formation.